Messenger RNA from Lingula anatina, 1975 nucleotides. RefSeq names its product scavenger receptor cysteine-rich type 1 protein M130-like. Lineage: Eukaryota; Metazoa; Brachiopoda; Lingulata; Lingulida; Lingulidae. Gene Ontology annotation, cellular component: membrane. Gene Ontology annotation, molecular function: protein binding. The record is from RefSeq and is a predicted model, not a curated record.
CGACAACUAGGUCGCACAAGCCGAGGAACGGAAGAAAUGGAUUUGGUUGCUAACUCAGUGGGAGUGACCUUAUAAUCGGAAACUACGAUACGUUUGACCUCCGAGAGGAAAACUUAAUACGGGGAUACACGCCGGGUUUUUUCCAGUCACUGUGCUUUUUAUCAGUGUUUUGUAGAAAAACGUUUACUUGUACUCGAACAACGAGAUCACUUCGUCCUCGUUUCCCGGAGUGCAGUUAAUAGUUCUAGAAGUCCGGAGAAUCCUUCUAGCGCAUCGAUAUUUCCACCGGGAGAAAAAGAAUCAGCAGAUUUCUUAAGGCGUUUACAUCUCAAAGUAAAUAUAUUCACCACUCCAAGGAAUUUCUCUCCUGGAAAUCUUUAACCAGCAUUUUACUAGAAAUCAAAGACAAUAUUUCAAAGAAGUUGUGCGUAUUCUGGCAGGAACUAGUCGUGAAAGAAAUAGUUUGACAUUUUCUGGUAGAUUCCACCGUCUUUUUCUUAACAGAACGAAAGUGGGCAAUUAAGGACAACUCUUUCAAAUUUUGCCAGCGUGGUUUUAAGGUCUUUAAUAAGUCUCAUUGGACUUAACGUUUACAUAUUUCCCCCCAGUCGUCCGUCUCAAGUAUUUUGGCCGGUAGAAGUUUGCGGUUGUUUACCACGCUGAACUUUUUGAUUGUUUCACCACGUGUGUAAAGAGUAGCUAACGUUUGUAAGAAUGCAGGCAGAGUCAUAGACAGACUCAUAGUAGGAGUGAGAUCGAGGGAGUGGCGGCGGCUACAACACGGCAGAUGAAUUAUUCCCUUUCACAAUAGCAGGUCGUAAAGACAGAACAACACAGGAGGAAAAUUUAUUUCCCAUCUGGACUUGGGGUAUUUUUUUAAGGAAUCUGAAGCCUGUUUUUGAGUUUUACGGACUCCGCGGUCUUCUCGUUCUUGGAAAAUUAGUGUGGCUGUCGCGGCUUGACCACCGGCGAGUGACUUACAAGAGGACAUUACUGAGAAGAAAAAUCCAGAUUUUCUUCUCUCGGGCACAAAUACAGCAUCAUCGAGUCCACGCGGUCAGUGAGCGCUCCCCAUUUAAUCCCGGUAGAUAUCCUGACGUCAGAGUUAACCUAACGGUCAAACCAGGUCCCUGGACCGGUCAUAUACUGUAGUAACCAGCCAAAGUGACACCUUGGGUAGUGACCUUAAGUUCCCUGGGGGAUUUUAACCCGUCUACUGGUAUUCCAUACGUCCCCGGAGCCACCGUUCACCUUCUCGGUCACGCCGACCUUCCCGGAGCUUGACCUGAGAUUUCCUCAAGGGACAGAGCGCUGAUCUUCACCUCGUCUUACCGUCUGUCUCGCCAUGCCUCCACGACCACCGGAAAAAUCCAACAACACCAUCACCGAGAUUGACAACCCUUGUUAUGAUCCGUCAUUAGACGACUCGGCCAUGGAGAAGGCAACCUACCCUGCUCAAAACGGGACUCGGCCGCCGGAAAACGGAACGGAACACUCUCAAAAUGGAAUUUCAUUUAUCGAACUGAAAGAAAUGUCUCCUUCCAAGGAGUCGAAGCCAGAGAGCGCUAGUGUCGCUAUAGACAAUCACGAACAUUCUCAUCCUGGUGGGACCGAGACUAACGAUGACCCGUUGUAUCAUUUUAGGGACCCGCCCACACACGAUGAUAAGGAACCUAUCCAUAAAGUCAAGUUCAACAGAGCCAGGACUUUCUGUACCAUUCCAAAGCUUAUUAUCUCUGCAGUGAUCAUACUCACAAUAUUAUUGGCUGUAGCUGUAUAUUUCCUUGUUAUAUCAAUAUUACACAAUGAAGGCUCACAAAUAUCUUACUCUGGAGCUCCAUCUAGCGUCAUACAAGGCAGCUUCAAAAUUAUAGGGGGAGCUGUCUUCAGUGACGAGCUUAACGAUCAUCAUUCAUCUGCAUUUAUAGUUUUAUCAAGGGAAAUUCAAAAAGAGCUGUGUGAGCAGACAUUAUGA